Molecule: messenger RNA, 1446 nt
Organism: Seminavis robusta
Lineage: Eukaryota; Bacillariophyta; Bacillariophyceae; Naviculales; Naviculaceae
Source: the annotation of a GenBank genome assembly
AUGAAUAUGCAGCGUUUCGUGUGCAGACGACUUCCUUGCGCCAUUCACCGUCUGCAUCAGGACGUCCCUAAAAGAUUUCACCUGUCUUUCGCUACCCAACGGCCCUCUCCUCUGCUGCCGUCCACAAAGGACGAAGCUCGGAUUCCUCGAAGGAACGAGGAGCUCUGUGAACGUUUGUCGCCAUUGGCCGAUCUCUGGGGCCUCCCGAACCAUCUCAUGUCACUACAGAAUGAUGAUCCAGAGUACCAUCACGGCUUGAGCUUUCUCAGCAAGGACCAGCUCGCUUCGGUCCUUUCCCUUCCCUUUCCUGACGACAAAACAGGGUGGGAGGAGACUGCUUCGAUUCGCAACGGAUUAUACACUGCCGCCAACCUCUUGACGACCCAACAGUUUGGAGACAAGGUGCAUUAUCGAGGCUUGCUCGAGUUCAGCAACAUCUGUCGAAACGAUUGCAACUACUGUGGCAUUCGCAAGUCUUUCAAAGUACCCAACAGAUACAAACUGGAUGAAGCAACUAUUUUGCAAGUGGCUCACUGGAGUGCCGGUCGCCAGUAUGGGAGCAUCAUGUUACAGUCAGGAGAAGUCGUCACGCCGCAGCGCUUGCGCUUCUUGUGCAAAGUGAUUCGUCGAAUUGUUAAAGAGACGGGCUUAGGCGUCUCGCUCUCGGUGGGUGAGCUUCCCGACGAUUACUACGAGAAGCUGCGACAAGCAGGUGCCAAACGAUACUUGCUGAGAAUUGAAACGUCCAAUCCUACACUCUUUGCACAGUUGCAUCCUCCUGAGCAAACGUUUGAAGCUCGAUUGGACCGAUUGAGAGCACUCGAAAGAGCUGACUUUAUGGUAGGGACUGGUAUCAUGAUAGGGUUGCCCGGUCAGACUACGCUGGAUUUGGCCGACGAUUUGCUGUUCUUUCAAAGAGAGUCGGUCGACAUGAUUGGAAUGGGUCCGUACAUUUUGCAACGCGGAACUCCCACUGCCGAUGAUUGGAUCAAGGAACACCCAGACUUGUCAAGAGCACUCGUUGCAAAAGAAAUGGGAGAAGCAAGUCCGGGCCAAAUCGAGCUACUGGAUGUUCAAGCAGCGCGAAUGUUUGAGUUGACAACACGCAUGGUGGCUUUAUCCCGGCUGCUCCUUGGUGAUGUGAACAUCGCAGCCACCACGGCCUUACAAACUAUUCAUCCAACCGGAAGAGAAGUUGCACUCAUGAGGGGAGCCAACAUUCUGAUGCCAAUCUUGACCCCUACAGAUCACCGAGCGCAUUAUCAACUCUACGAAGAAGAUGCAAGCGGGUUGCUAGACGAUCCAACCACCAAUGGCAGUUUUCUGGUGGAAAUUUUCACAUUUUUCUUGAAAGAGAACAAGUGGCCAGAGAACAUGUUUGCACAAACCGGCAAAAUUUUGCUCGUAAGGAUGAGUAGUGAUUAUCCAUGGGAUCUAAAAGACUAA